UUUUCUUCUGCUGAUGUCUAUGAAUGAAGCUGGAAAAAGUCACCCCCCUUCUUUGAUCUCAACGUACCGUCACGCGAGCCAGACUGCAACCGACCUUGUUCAUGAGGCUGAUUUUGAGGGUCCGUGCAUGAAGACAGAGGUGCCUGGCCCCAUAUCCAGGAGCCUGUCAAAUCAGCUGGCAAAAAUCCAGAAUGUGAUGCAGGUGAAUUUCUUCUGUGACUACGAGGAGAGCAGAGGGAACUACCUGGUAGAUGUGGAUGGCAACCGCAUGCUGGAUGUCUAUACUCAGAUCGCCUCCAUUCCCAUUGGAUACAACCACCCAGCACUCACCAAAGUCAUGGCAGACCCAAAGAACUUGGGUACACUGGUGAAUAGACCAGCUCUUGGUAUGCUUCCACCCCGCAAACUUCCUGAGACGUUGUUUGACAGCUUAAUAUCAGUGGCACCCAAGGGCUUUAGCCGAGUGCAAACCAUGGCCUGUGGCUCCUGCUCCAAUGAGAAUGCAUACAAAUCCAUCUUCAUCUGGUACAGAAACAAGCAGAGAGGCACCAGUAAACCAACCCCAGAGGAGGAGAGAACCAGUUUACUCAAUCAAGUCCCGGGAUGUCCUGACCUGACUCUGUUGUCCUUCAUGGGAGGCUUUCAUGGAAGAACUUUGGGUUGCUUGGCUACCACACACACAAAGGCCAUCCAGAAGCUUGAUGUGCCAUCGUUUAACUGGCCCAUUGCUCCCUACCCCAAACUGAAGUACCCGUUGGACCAGUUUGAGAGGGAAAAUGCUCAGGAGGAAGCCCGCUGUCUGGAGGAGGUUGAGGACUUGAUAGAGAAGUGGGCGAAAAUGGGCAGGCCCGUGGCAGGGAUUGUAAUUGAGCCAAUCCAGGCCGAGGGCGGGGAUAACCACGCCUCCUUUGACUUUUACAGAAAGCUGAGGGGCAUUGCCAAGAAGCAUGGCUGUGCAUUCCUAGUGGAUGAAGUGCAGACAGGGGGCGGGUCUACAGGGAAGUUCUGGGCUCAUGAACACUGGGGAUUGGACGAUCCAGCUGACAUCGUCUCCUUCAGUAAGAAGAUGCUGACAGGAGGCUACUACUACAAAGAUCACUUCCAGGCAGGCGAGCCUUUCAGGAUCUUCAACACAUGGCUUGGAGACCACACCAAGAACAUAUUCCUAGCUGAGGUGAUUAAGGUGAUCAGGACUGAGAACCUUCUGGAAGAGGUGAAGAGGUCUGGCAAGGUCAUGUUGCAGGGUCUCUAUGACCUCCAGGCAAAGUACCCUCACCUCCUCAGCAAUGCCAGAGGUAUCGGGACCUUCUGUGCCAUUGAUUUAAGGGAUGAGGCCACUCGCAACGUGCUCAUCUGGAAAGCCCGGAACAAGGGUCUGGUUUUGGGUGGCUGUGGAACACAGUCCAUCAGAUUUCGUCCUGCUCUCGUGUUCAAAGAGCGUCAUGCACACCUCUUCCUAGACAUCUUCAACGAUGCCAUUGCUGAGCUCAGAUAAAGAGCCAGUGGAGAUGUCCUCAAAAUGACUUUUAACUCUGAUUGAGUACUUUUGCCUUUAAUGUACACCCCAUGUCUGUUAUGUGAAGCUGUGCACAUUGUUGUCAUUCAUCAGAACUAUCAAUUAAGUUGCACUAACUAAGGCUGAAGAUGACAAAAUAGAACAGUGGUGCAAAUACAUGUGGAGUUUUUUUUUUUUUUUUUUUUUUUAUGCUGCUAGCUUUUAACAAAUAACCUAAUGGACAAAAAUGGCUGUUUAUAUUCUGUAGAAGGCCAAGUAAUGUAAAAAUGUAUACUUAAUGUUUUAAUAUAAAAGAAAAUGUACAGCUUUAAAAAUGCUUUAAAUAAAACCACAAUACUG
Molecule: messenger RNA, 1855 nt
Organism: Myripristis murdjan (pinecone soldierfish)
Lineage: Eukaryota; Metazoa; Chordata; Actinopteri; Holocentriformes; Holocentridae
Product: 4-aminobutyrate aminotransferase, mitochondrial-like
Exons: 15
Coding region: 14-1495 (493 amino acids)
Biological process (GO): GABA catabolic process
Cellular component (GO): mitochondrion
Molecular function (GO): 4-aminobutyrate:2-oxoglutarate transaminase activity; pyridoxal phosphate binding
Source: RefSeq, a predicted model, not a curated record